AGAAAAACAAGACCAAAGACUUUGCUUGUUCAAGUUCUGAAAUAAUAAAAAGCUUGUGGCGGCUUCCUUAAAACCCUAAUCUUUUGCACUUCCUCUCUCUCCCCAAAACCCUUCUCUCUCUCUUCCCUCGGCUCUAAGAGAAACGAUGACGAAGAAUAACAACAACAACAACAACAACGAGGAAGAAGAGUUCGUCAGCUUCGGACACAAUCUGAACACGAAGAUACGCUUCGAAGACGCUGAUGAAGACGAAGCUGCACAAGGCUCCGCUGAAGCCGCCACCGCCCAAGAUGAAUCCAUGUGCGACGCCGCAGAUGGCACAACCGAAAUGGCUGAUGAUACCACCAGCGCCGAUUACUACUUCGAUUCCUACUCUCACUUCGGGAUUCAUGAAGAGAUGUUGAAGGAUGUAGUGAGAACAAAGACUUACCAGAACGUGAUUUACCAAAACAAGUUUCUCAUCAAGGACAAAGUUGUUCUUGAUGUUGGUGCUGGGACAGGGAUCUUGUCUCUCUUCUGUGCCAAGGCUGGAGCUAAACAUGUCUACGCUGUUGAAUGCUCUCAAAUGGCUGACAUGGCUAAGGAGAUUGUUAAAGCCAAUGGCUUUUCUGAUGUAAUAACGGUUUUGAAAGGGAAGAUUGAGGAGAUAGAGCUUCCUACUCCUAAAGUGGAUGUGAUCAUAUCUGAGUGGAUGGGUUACUUUCUGUUGUUUGAAAACAUGUUGGACAGUGUCCUGUACGCUCGCAACAAAUGGCUUGUUGAUGGUGGGAUUGUGCUACCAGACAAAGCCUCUCUCUUUCUUACAGCCAUAGAGGAUUCAGAGUACAAAGAAGACAAAAUUGAAUUUUGGAACAGUGUGUAUGGUUUUGACAUGUCAUGCAUCAAGAAAAAGGCUAUGAUGGAGCCGCUUGUUGACACUGUCGACCAAAAACAGAUCGUCACUGAUAGUAGACUACUUAAGACGAUGGAUAUCUCAAAGAUGUCUUCUGGUGAUGCUUCCUUCACUGCUCCCUUCAAAAUAGUUGCACAACGGAAUGACUACAUCCACGCCCUCGUAGCCUACUUUGACGUGUCGUUUACCAUGUGCCACAAGCUUCUAGGUUUCUCAACAGGACCAAAGUCACGGGCCACGCACUGGAAACAAACAGUCAUGUACCUUGAAGAUGUGUUGACAAUAUGCGAGGGUGAGACCAUCACUGGAAGCAUGUCGGUUUCUUAUAACAAGAAGAAUCCUAGAGACGUUGACAUAAAGCUAAGCUAUUCUUUGGAUGGUCAGCACUCCAAGGUCUCAAGAACUCAACACUACAAAAUGCGUUGAAAUUCUCUCAAAAAGAAGCAUUUCUUUAAGCUUUCAGCUGAAACUGAGAAGAUACAGUUUCUCAAAUUGUGAUAUUAGUUUUUGUAUUUUUUUGUCUUCAAGUUUUGCAACAUUCCCUUUGCUUCACAGUUUACACUGCUGCAUUUGUCUUUAUGUUUCUGAGUUUCAGAUUAAUGAUUUCACUAAACAAACU
Molecule: messenger RNA, 1511 nt
Organism: Brassica oleracea var. oleracea
Lineage: Eukaryota; Viridiplantae; Streptophyta; Magnoliopsida; Brassicales; Brassicaceae
Product: protein arginine N-methyltransferase 1.1-like
Exons: 9
Coding region: 146-1318 (390 amino acids)
Biological process (GO): peptidyl-arginine methylation
Cellular component (GO): nucleus
Molecular function (GO): protein-arginine N-methyltransferase activity
Source: RefSeq, a predicted model, not a curated record